Molecule: messenger RNA, 9693 nt
Organism: Leucoraja erinaceus (little skate)
Lineage: Eukaryota; Metazoa; Chordata; Chondrichthyes; Rajiformes; Rajidae
Product: nuclear factor 1 B-type-like
Exons: 13
Coding region: 545-2320 (591 amino acids)
Biological process (GO): regulation of transcription by RNA polymerase II
Cellular component (GO): nucleus
Molecular function (GO): DNA-binding transcription factor activity, RNA polymerase II-specific; RNA polymerase II cis-regulatory region sequence-specific DNA binding
Source: RefSeq, a predicted model, not a curated record
AAGAAAUCAGUGAGCUCGGCAGAGAGGACCUGAGGGUGCAGUCGGUCUAGAUCCACUGUGCGGGAGCGGAGAGGCGCGAUCACCACUUACUUGUACCUGGUCAACAACCCCCCUCCUCCCCAACGCAUUCCUCCCCUCCCACACACACACAACACAACAGUCCCUGUGCCACUGGUGGGAUACGGCCUCCGAUCCGCCAGCUCACGUUUUACUGCGUUGAAUCGAAAGUUUCGCCUUGCAAUUUCUGCCGUUGCCUGCCCUUGGACUUGACUGGUGUGCACUGGCAGACACCGCUCGCUGCACCCAUCCUCUGGCUACAGACACAUCCAGGAUAUCCCACUGGAAAAUUCACUGGGAAACUUGCCAUCGGAUCAUUAGGCGCGAAUACCGGCAGACUUUGCGACUUCUCCACAUCAGAGACUUUUUUUUUGAUUCGACAACUAUAUGAAUGGAUAACACGUUACUCCGAACCUCCGCUCCCUAAGAUCUGCCGGAGUUACGCGAGGAUUUUUGCCUUUCUUGUCUCUCUCUUUUUGGCACCGUGAUGAUGUACUCCCCGAUUUGCCUCACGCAGGUAGACGAAUUCCAUCCAUUUAUCGAAGCACUUCUCCCACACGUGCGUGCAAUUGCAUACACCUGGUUCAAUUUACAAGCCCGCAAACGCAAAUAUUUCAAGAAGCAUGAGAAGCGUAUGUCCAAGGAUGAGGAAAGAGCAGUCAAAGAUGAGCUGCUGAGUGAGAAGCCAGAAAUCAAGCAGAAGUGGGCAUCCAGGUUGCUUGCGAAACUCCGCAAGGACAUAAGGCAAGAAUACCGGGAGGAUUUUGUGCUCACUGUUACAGGCAAGAAGCAUCCUUGCUGUGUCCUGUCCAACCCUGAUCAGAAAGGCAAGAUGCGAAGAAUCGAUUGCUUGCGGCAAGCUGACAAGGUGUGGCGGCUGGAUCUAGUCAUGGUGAUCCUGUUCAAAGGCAUCCCACUGGAAAGUACUGAUGGUGAACGGCUUGUCAAAUCCUCACAGUGCUCCAAUCCCUUGUUGUGUGUGCAACCGCAUCACAUAACUGUAUCGGUCAAAGAGCUCGAUCUGUUUUUGGCAUACUAUGCUCAGGAACAAGAUUCAGGACAGGAAGACAGUCCCAGUCACAGUGAGUCCAUAAAAAAUACUCCAGGAAAUGAAAGGGAAGAAUCAGGGAAAGAAAGAGCUGGCAUGUUGAAAAGUCUUCUUCCUUGUGCAUACCUAGAGGACAGCUUUAUAAAAUCAGGAGUCUUCAGCAUUGGAGAACUUAUGCGAGUAUCGCGAAUGGCUAUAACUCAAGGAAGUGGGAUUAGUUACAACCUUGCAGAGAUUCAAAGUCAACCAUUCUACCAUGACAUAAACUCCAGCCUACAGAGGUCACUGUCUUCUCCACCAGGAAGCAAACGGCCUAAGACCAUCUCAAUUGAUGACAGCAUAGACACCAGUCCAGCUGGAGAAUUCUAUCCAUCCCCCAGCUCACCGACAAGUGUCAGCAGAACAUGGCAUGAAAGGGAUCAAGAAAUGUCAUCUCCUACAAUGAAGAAGCCCGAGAAGCCAAUAUAUAGUGACCCCACAUCUCCACAAGGUUCAUCACCACGACUGAACACUUACCCACCGCAUCAUCACCAUGGCAUCCCGGGACACAGUGUCAUCUCAACGAGAAGCCCACCUCCACCUUCACCACUACAUUUUUCAGCCUCCUCCAUUCUCCCUCCUGCACCCAGUAGUUACUUCUCUCACCCAACGAUCAGAUACCCACCGCAUCUUACCACUCAGGACACAGCAAAGAACUUUGUACAACUUGGCUGCGGACCGUCCAAUUCACAAACAAACCAGCCAAAUAGUAGUGGUCAAGUAGUGGGCAAAGUGCCUGGUCAUUUUACAUCAGUACUGGCUCCCUCACCCCAUCAUGGCAUGUCCAGACCCGUGACCCUGGCCAUGUCUUCAGACACUAAACCCAUCACUACAUCAAGCGAAGGUGAGGCAACAUCAUCCCCAUCAUCCACCUAUACAGGUUCAGGUACACCCCCAGCCAACCGGCAAUUUGUGGGACUCAGCUCAAGGGAUCCAGCCUUUCUACACCAGCAGCAGCUGAGGAUUUGUGACUGGACCAUGAAUCAAAACGGCAGGCAUUUAUACCCCAGUGCCAGUGACGAUACAUUGGGAAUUGCUUGGCAAAGUCCUGGUACUUGGGCUAGCUUGGUCCCAUUCCAAGUGUCAAAUGGGGCGACCAUCCUGCCAACGAAUGUUCAGAAUUACAGUUUAAACUUCAUCAGUGAACCCUUCCUCCAAGCAGAAACAACAAACUGAGGACACGGAAGAUCAAACCACAUCUCCGGAUUGUAAAGCAAAGUCUUCAGAAACACAGACUCACGAUCACCAAUUUCUUGCAAGCUUAAAAUCUGCAUAAAUGGUAUUUCAUCUGUGAUACCAAGAGGGUGAUUUUAGUAUUUGAUGGUUAGGUGACAGAUUAUGUCUAAACAACCAGCCUUUAUUGAACAAUGGAAUCCACUAGGGGACAAUUGUUUAAUUUUCAGAUCUGAUAAACAUUAUACACUUAUUAGCUUUUAGAUGUUUACGAGUUUGCAUGUAUAGGCAAUUAGUGGGGUUCAGGUAUCUUUAAUUUUUCACUCAGUCCAAGUGUAGUUAAACUACAGCCCAGUCCUCCUGGUUGAUGAGAUUUGAAUUUGUGAGGUGAAGGCUGGAUGAGGAAUGUACAUGUAAUUUUGUGUUUUCUACAAAAUCGUUGUCUGAGGGGACAAAAAGCCCACAAAGCACACAAUUAGUCUAUGCACACUAUGCUACUGCAGAAAACAAAACAAACAAAAAUAAGACUUGGAUGCAGUUUUAAUGAAUUUUGAUGAUUGGCUCCCCAAGCUGUUUCUGGUCACUGAACCAUUUUUUCCUUUCACUGUUAAUGCUUAGUAUACAGAUCUGAACAGAACAAAUUUUGAUGCAAGUCUGCAUUUGGAAAAGCACCAUAGUGUAGUUUGAAGCAGUAACUGUCCCUCAAAUUUUCAGAUGCUUUACAAGUAUCUGAACACAAGAAUGAAGCUCACUGAUAUAUUUAUGUUGCCCCCAAAAUGUCAGUAAUUAUUUUAAAGAACACUUAAGAGGCAAGUGCAAUUUAACAUAUCUGAUUAAGGGGAUUAAUGUAAGUCCUUAUGCCCUAGGACUCUAAAGAGGGGAUGCAAUAUAACCUUUAAAUAAUUCUGAACCGUUCUUAACGUCCCCUUCGAAUGUGCAUUAAUUAAGGAAAGAAAAUAAUGAAAUAUGGACACAUCCUGCUGUGACUAGCUUGCUUAGGAAAGCAAUUGAAUGGAAUUGAAAAUUCUGCACUUGAUUCCUAGUAAUCCAAUACCUCUGUGGAAUUAAAAAAAAAUGUAAUAUAUAUGUAUCAGGUGUGUCAGGAAAAAAAAGCAUGGCAUUAGCAGUUUCCGAAGACACGGGCGCCAAGGUGAAUUGGUGUCUCAUGGAGGUAUUGGUGAAGAGCACCGCAGUUUACAAUGGCAACAGGGAUGCAGCCGCUAAGAUUUUCCGCACUCUACAGUGUAAACGCUAUUUUUAAUCACAGGGUGCUGAGUAUUGCAUGGUGCUUUUCUUUAGCCUUGCUAUCUGCCUGAUAGUGCUAGUGGCAGGACACCAGUGUGCAUGGCAAGUCAAUUUUGCCUCUUCCGUUUCUCUAUAACUCUAAUAGACCUAUCCUUGAUUUGCACGAAGUUAUAUAGUCCACAUUACGUGCCUUGCCUUUAAGAUAAAACAGUGACAUCACUGCACACGUUUGCUGCAUAUAUUAUAGCUCAUCCUAUGAAAUUUACCAUUUGUAUGAAAAAAAAUUAUUUUGUACUCCAGAGGACAGUGUGACAUCACUAAUUGUCAAUAAUCAAAUACUUUGACUUUGUUAUCUCAUUUAUAAAGCAUAUCAUGGCUGUGUAUAGUUGGUGCUUAAAAUUUUUAAUCAGCCAGUAAUAUUUUUCAGUAUUUUUGGCAAGUUUUUUCUAUUAAUCUUUCAUGUUUUUCAUCUAUCAAUUACUUGUUUGGGAAUUUUUGAACAUAAGAAUUAUGCAAUACCAAGUUUUGUCUAUAUAGGUAAAGCUUUUAGCUAUAUUGAUUAUCACAUUAGUAUGCAGAUUAGGUGAUGUUAGCUUUUUUUCCAUUUUAAUUGACCAAAGUUGGUGCUGCUUUCUAUGCAGUAUGAUAGGUCCUUAAAAGAUGGUUAGGGGAGGAUGCUUAGGGGAGGGGGAAAUUUUUCUAAAAGAGAAUUCUACAGCACGGCUGUGAAGCAAAAUGCCAUUUGCCAGACGAAGGCUGCAAAGUAACUGUUCUGUCUGCUGUGACAAGCUUUCAACUUGGUCCUUCUAUUGACUUUCCACCUGGGGUGCAAGAUGAACUCAUUGAAUUAAAAAAAAUAUAUAUUAGAAAAAAAUGUUGUCUUUUUCACUGGAGACAGGCUUGACUUGAGCUUCAAUAUUAAUUAAGAGCCGGGAUUUUCUCUUGUGAAAAAAUUGACUUUGGCAGAGAUCUAUCACUCUGCUGGCCUUUAAUUCAAGAAGCAGAGCUGCAGGUCUUAAAUCUUCCAUUCAAUGUCCAACGUUGAUGACUCAACAAAGCUGGUUUUCCUCUUUGCUUUAGAGGUGACUUACUCUAUUCAGCUAGCAACUAGUUGUAGCAGUGAUUUAGAGGAGAAAUGAUCUUCCUUUCAUUUCUCUAAUGUUCUGCUCAAUUAAAACAAAAUGAAUCUUUUCCAUUCUCAUAGCACUUAACAUUUUGGCUUCCCAAAGCGAUUUAUUUUAUCGUAUAUUUUAUUAAUGACAUCAAAUCCGAAUUGUUCAGUAUCAAUUUGGCAUAAAACCAUUUUUUUUCGUUUAGCUAUAAUCUCAAUUCAACAUGUAAACUCAAUUUAGUUUCAAAUAUACUUUAAAACAAAUUAAACCUUUUUUUUUUACAUUAGCAAAAAUAUCAAAUCAACAUGUAAUCUCAAUUCAAUUUCAAAUAUAAUUUUUGACCAAUUUGAUUUUAAUUAACUCGAUUGAUCAUAAGUGGAAGAUUAUUAGAUGCAAGUCUAUAUAUUGCUUAAAUGCAAUAACAAAACCUGAGUGUUCUGAGGAAACUUGAGAACCCAGGUUAAUUUUUUUUUAAUAUUCUCUGAUUCUGAGCAAUUAUUGACUCUACAUCAAACUAUGUGUUGGAGAUUGGGCAGAACGACAGGGCAACUGAUUUGUUCUUAAAGUAACAAAGUCAAUUUACUCAGAAAACAAAAUCAAUUUCAAGAGUAGUGGAAAGGGAAAUUACAGCAACAUUUCCUUAUAAAAGCAGGGUUAUUUCUCCAGGAAAUUGCAGUGAGUGGAGGAUAGUUUUCUAUAAAUUAUGUGCCUAAAAUCAGUCUCAGUCACCUACAGCAGUAAGAAGUCGAGACUUGAUUCACAGGGGAAUUCCCCAAUCAUUUCCACUGUACCUGAUUAUCGCAUUGUUACCACGUGUUGCCAAAAUUCUAUGCCCGAAUAACCUUCCUGUUCCGUUUAUCUUCAUAAGAAGAGGGGGUUAAUGAAAGGGAGGAGUUUGAAAGUCAACCUUAAGGGAUCAGAGGGCUUUGUAACUCAAGUCAAGUCUGCUCUCCUCCUUCGCCAGGAUGCCAAUUCUGACAAACUAAAGUCACCCCGUUCCAUGUGCACUGUUUCUGCCUUUUGCUUCAAGUGCUUUGCAGCCUUGGCCAUUUCCCCAGCGUGCUGUAAACGUUAAGGCGCAAUAGAUUGGGGAAAAAAUAAUAGCAAAGGAGACUUGUAUUGAAAAAAAAUCUGGCAAAAACAAAUAUCUAUAGCAAUAGCUGUGGGAGUAUGAUUCAAAGCAUGGCAUCUCAGUGAAUAAGUGUUAGUAGAUUUGUUAUGGUUGUGUAAUGUGAGGGGAAACAAAGAGGGGUCUUGAAAAUGAACCACCUGCCUUGCAGACUGUAAUUUGUACACUGUAUAGUUUUGUUAAGAACAUUUUAAAGUAAUUACCCGUUUUUGUAAUGCUAACAUUUUUUAAAUGAGUUAAUUGGGGGAAGAAAUAAUUACACUGGCUUUUGAAAGACCAGUUUAUUAUACCAUUUUUAAGAGAAAAAAAAAAUCCUGUCUGGAAGCUGGACUUGAGUUAAAACUCUCCAGUUGCCUAAUUUAUAUAUUACAAAAAAGACUGUCCAUAUGCUGAACUUGUGUAAUCCUAUACUUAAAAAGUGUAGGUUCCUAAUUUUUAAUCCAGUUUUAAAUGGAGAAAAGUUAUAUUUUAUGAAGGUUAUUUUGUUGUAUUUAGUGUUGAAAAGGUUGGUUUGCAGAAGCAUUUCAUAAUGUUGGAAGGAAUACUGUCUUUUUAUUAGUGUGUAUGGCCUACAGUAAAAGUUUGUGUGAGUUUAAAUGUUGGUAUUUAUGAUUAGAGAGAAAGUGCACAAGGGGUUUGACAACAAAUCCAGUACUGGCAACCCACCCAAUGAAUGAACCCAGGGAGAAUUCCUGAUUGAUCUUGUACAGUGUUGAAACCACACUGGAGUACUCAGGGAGUCUUCCUGGGGCCUCUUGGCUACGGCACUGGUAAGGAUUUUGUUUUUGUUGCACACCACUGCAUUGCACUGGCACCAUACAAAGAUGAUAGAAAGAUAUCCCAUAUACAGUGUACAGUAUUCUGUUUUUGAAAGGACAAUGCAAUGUUGCUGGCAGUUAGGUCCCAAGAUAGAUACCAGACAAGGUUUAACUUUUCCUGUUAAAGUCUGCUGCUGAUAAUAACCAGCUGCAUGCUUUGUGGAACUUCUUCCAAUUUGAUAGCAACAUUUAUUCCUGCUUAUCUUUAAUGUGUAGCACAUGCAAGUUCAGAAGGAAAACAAGUAAGGAAAUGGAUUAAGAAAGGGUGCUGAUUAACUCUUUCAUAUUUGCACUUUUAAAACUAAUUCUCCACAUACCUUUCAAGCAGAAAAUUGCUCUUGAGCAUUUUGUUUUCAUUUUCUUUUGUUUUGAAUUUUAUUCUUCCCAAGCAUGCAGGUGGCAGCUGAUCAGACUUUACAGGAAUAUGCAGCAGGACAGCCAAUGUCAGUGGUUUUUAACUGAAUAAAGGUAGGUCUGGACCACUGAUGUUGCUUUGUUCAGACCUGCAAAAUAGCAUUUGCACCAGUUCCCUCUCGCGGGCAGUGUUGGGGGAGGGUGGGUGGUGGGUUUGGCGCAUAUGCCAUAGCAGCAACUUAUUGUACUGUUUCCAUCCCACAGUGCUUUUGCCACUUUGUUAGUAGUUAAAGGGGACAUGUUGGAAAUGGUCAAUUUUCACCUUUUUGUUGCAGCUUUUUUUCUUACAGGAUGUAUUUAAUAGAAAAAAAAAGUUUUGAAAAAACUUUCUCUAGGUUUGAGUCUCUGGAAAUAUCUGUAUUUUAAGAAUUUACUGUAUGUUUAAAUUUGUAAAAAAUGGUCUCAGUAUCAGUGGUGACUCUGUCACCGCACUCAAAAAUUGCCUAACCACUCUGAUAAAAUCAGUGUUUUCAAUCCAAUCAUCCAUGAGUUUUGAGCCAUUUGACCUUCUUUUCAUUACAGUCUUAAUAUUAUUUUUUUUUCCUGGUUAUGAACUAUUGCAAAGAUCCUUCUGCCGAUUUAAUGGAAAUGGACUGGAUUAAGAUUCCAGAUGAAAAACCCCCCAGCAAUAACCCCCCAUUAUAAAUUAUUGGCUAAUUACAUUUGGCAGUGUAAGCUGGCCACAGCAUUUUUCUUUCAGCCCAUGAUAUUAUUUACUUCUAAUUAAAAUUAACAUUGCUGACACUUUUAGCAAAUCAGGCAGUGUACAUGGAGAAGGAAAGAUGGCGACACUUUGGGGAUAAACCUUUCCCAGAUUUCUGGAGAAGAUAUAUAUCUGUACUGGAGAUGAAUCUUAUCUGGUAGUCUGGGAAAUGAUUAUACCAAAACCAGUCCUUUGCCAGAGUUCUAAUGAUUAUCUGAAUGUUUCAGCAUUUACUGUUUCAUUUGUUUCAGAUUUCCAGCACCUUUAGCACUAGUUUGAGUUUUGAUUUAUUAUUUACUUGUUAUGUGUACAUCAGCAGUUCCUAAAUUAAACUUGCACAUUGAUGAUCUACUGCUAAUACUGAGGCGUUCUAUGUAACUAAAGUAGGGCAGUGCUUUUGAAGUAAGGUUAUCCUUCUUGAAAUGAUAAGAAUCAAAUGUAGAUGUUAAAGAAAGCAUUGUUUUGUGAUAGGUAUGUGGUUUUGAGAAGUUUUAAACUCAUAUGGAUAGUUAUGACCGAUCUUGUUAGAUAUACUGUACUAUUGGGUGGGACCUUCUGAGGAAUAGUUUCAAUAAGUGCAUGUAUAAUUAGAACAUGCAUAAUAGAUAGUUAGAUAGACCACACCCUGACUCUAAUAUUCUCUCUUCUAAGGUAGUCAGCUAAACAGCAGAUCUUAGCAUCCCUUCUUCUUCCUAAAGCUAUAGGGAUGACUAGUCAGAACAUGGCAGAAUUAAAUUACUUCCCUUGUGCUGCCUGGCUGGACUGAAAAGUUCAAUGCUGUAGGAUCUGUCCUAUCUGCUGCAACAAAGCUAGACAUUUCUCACAAAUGAAAGAGGCUGCAAAGUCUUUGUGUUUAAGAGGCAGCAGUCAGGUCCACUGACACUGAAACCACUUUCAUCACAGAACUGUUGUGUUUCUAAAGAAAUAGCAUGAUGCAUUUUUAUUAUCAAAACUGUGCUGCAGGGACUGAUGUGUAUUAUCAACUGAAGGAACUUUGUUAUAACCCUGGUCACUACAGCGUUGUAUGUUCCAUAUAUGGAGACCUUGGGAUAUUAUAUUGAAUUAUGUUAAUGCAAAACGAGGAUUUGAAUAAAAAAAUACCAGCAUACGUUUACCAAAAAUGUCAAACAAGCAGUGCCUGUUUAAUCUUGCAGUCUCUGUUGAGUUCAGUUGUAAAUCAAUUCAUUCAGACAACUUGUUUUCUGCAAAAUGAUCCAACUUGCAGAAUGUAAGGGUAAAUCCUGCCUAGCUGUCAGCUUCCAAGAGCUUGUUUACCUGCUCCAUAUUCACAAAGGUGGUUACACAUAUAUAUAUUGCAUUGAUGUGUGUAGCAGCCCAAAUACCAUUUAAGUCUUGACACUGCGCAUUGUACAGAUAUUCUUUUCAUUGCGAGUGUGGUUCCCAGUCAAUCUGCAGAUGGGAAUUCUGAGAGGAAGGGAAGGGAGCCCACUUGUAAGAACCUUUUGAGAUCUUUCUCUUGAGAACAACUUUUGUAGGACUGUGUGUUUCCAUAGAUACAUGAUGCUACGUUUAGUACAGUAGUAGGUAACAAGUAGUCAGUAAGUGCUUGCUAGCCACGCACCAGGGUUGUUCCAUUUUGAAACUUGUGAUGUUUUAGUCCCGUACGUAUUGCUAUAGUUGCCAAAAGAAACAAAAGAAAAAGAUAAUUGAAUUGGCCAUGGGUAGUAUAGUACUCUUGUUCAGCGUGUUUGAGUCCCGGAGUUCAGGAUGGUUUAAGCCACUGAGAACUCUUCAGUCUGCCCAUUAUAGAGUCUAAACCUUCACAAGUUUUAAACUGGUGUAAAUUCAGCUUGACUUAUGUGAUUGUAACUGUUAUAUCCAGCCUAUACUGCUAGCAGCUGCUCAUACUGCAGUCAAUUACUGGAAGUGGAUAUGUUUCCUAUGCAAAUAAAGAAAAAAAAACAAUUUAAAAAUAAAAAUGAGCUAUGCUACAA